Messenger RNA from Alosa sapidissima (American shad), 3800 nucleotides. RefSeq names its product endophilin-A1-like. Gene Ontology annotation, cellular component: cytoplasm; presynapse; glutamatergic synapse. Lineage: Eukaryota; Metazoa; Chordata; Actinopteri; Clupeiformes; Clupeidae. Gene Ontology annotation, biological process: synaptic vesicle uncoating. Gene Ontology annotation, molecular function: protein binding. The transcript is spliced from 9 exons. The record is from RefSeq and is a predicted model, not a curated record. Bases 112 to 1191 code for a protein of 359 amino acids.
GCCAAGCAGGCAAGCCCUUUGGAGCGCGCGCGGCAAAGGAAAAAAGGACAGUUUUCCUCCGGUUGAAAUUAAAAAACAAGUACCAGUGGAGAUCAGGUGUGAACAGAAACGAUGUCUGUCGCGGGACUGAAAAAGCAGUUUCACAAAGCAACACAGAAAGUCAGUGAGAAAGUGGGAGGAGCCGAGGGCACCAAACUCGACGAUGACUUCAAGGAGAUGGAGAAGAAAGUGGACACGACUAGCAGAGCGGUACUGGACAUUAUGACUAAAACUACAGAGUACCUGCAACCCAACCCAGCCACCAGGGCUAAGUUGAGUAUGAUGAGCACCAUGUCUAAGAUCCGGGGGCAGGAGAAGGGCCCAGGUUACCCUCAGGCAGAGAGCGUGCUGGGCGAUGCAAUGGUCAGGUUUGGCCGUGAGCUUGGAGAGGAGUCCAGUUUUGGUCUGGCUUUGCUGGAUGUGGGAGAGGCCAUUCGUGAGCUCGGUGAGGUCAAAGAUGCCCUGGACAUGGAGGUCAAACAGAACUUCAUUGAUCCACUCCAGAACCUCCACGACAAAGACCUGAAAGAGAUACAGCAUCACCUGAAGAAGAUGGAGGGCCGGCGGCUGGACUUUGACUACAAGAAGAAGCGCCAUGGGAAGGUGCAGGACGAUGAGAUCCGCCAGGCGCUGGAGAAGUUUGACGAGUCCAAGGAGGUCGCGGAGCAGAGCAUGUUUAACCUGCUGGAGAACGAUAUUGAGCAGGUGAGCCAGCUGGCUGCAUUGGUUCAUGCUCAGGUGGACUACCACAGGCGGUCCACUGAGAUCCUCCAGCAGCUCUCGGGCAAGAUAGAGGAGAGGAUAAAAGACACCUCCGAUCAGCCCAGGAAGGAGUACAUUCCUAAGCCGCGUACAGUGAUGGAGCUCACCCUGCCCAGCGAGAACCACAAUGGAGGCAUCCACAAUGCCAAGUCUCCAGCCCGCUCACCUGCCCGCUCACCUGCUCGCUCUCCUGCCUCUCUGGAGCAGCCGUGCUGUCGAGCCCUGUAUGACUUUGAGCCUGAGAACGAAGGCGAGCUGGGCUUCAAGGAGGGGGACCUCAUCACGCUCACCAACAAGAUCGACGACAACUGGUUCGAGGGCACGGUCAGCGGCCAGUCCGGCUUCUUCCCCGUCAACUACGUGGACGUCCUGGUGCCUCUCCCGCACUAGACAUUCCCUUCUCAGCUGCCCCCCCACCACCACCACUACCACCGCCAUCCCUUGUGCUCCACUCGCUGCCUAGCAACCAGCCGCCUACUCUCUGCCUGAUCUUUCCGCCCAUCACAGGAUUAUUUAGAUGGCAAGGACAAUGAAGACGACGGCAACAACAACAACAACAACAUAAAUAAACAACACAACCUGCUGAGUUUCAUUUUACUGUUGAGCUCUCAGGCAGAACAGAUGGUGUGUGUGCGUGUACGUGUGUCUGUAUGUAUGUAUCUAUGAGUAUUUCUAUGAGUCUAUUAGCGUGGUUGUCAAUUUGUAUGUGUGUGUGUGUGUGUGUGUGUGUGUGUGUGUGUGUGUGUGUGUGUGUGUGUGUGUGUGUGCAAUCCCUUGCUUGUAAGAAAAUAACAUCAUAACCAGACAUGUUGGCUUUAUUGUGCUGUCGGCUAUGUUUAGGACAGGCUAGCAUUCUGUGUGUGUGUGUGUGUGUGUGUGUAUGACAGGCCAUUAUUGAGGGUGUGUUGAUGGCUAUUUGAUGCAUGUCUUCUAUUUGCCUUUUGUUUGUGCUAUUCCAGGGUCUACCACUAGAUAAUGUUCUGAAUAGACUUCAUACAGAAUGUCUAGCAUGCCAGAGCAGGUGUGUCUGUGCGUGUGUGUGCGUGUGUGUGUGUGCGUGUGAACGCUUGAGGUCUUGAAAAUCAUAAAGGCUACAUUUCAACUAAAUAGUGAACAAAUUGAUGACGAUGGCAGAUUUUUAGUGUAGCCACUUAGAUCUGCAUCCUAUCCUGUGCCUGUACUGAGCAUGCUCUGAGAAGUUCUGCUGAAUUAAAAAGGAAUUUCCUGCCAAAAACUUCUACAGCAGUUUGAGAACCAUGCCUGUUUAGGCUAAUCAGUGUUGAGCCCCAGUGCAUGACUAAAGAUGUCCCGUUGGGGAAGCACAACAUCUGAAAUGCAGUUCUAUUUGUGUUCUCUUCAGAACCAUUCCUGUGAAGCAGUGUAUAUAAAAACCUCUAAGCCUCUGUUCAUGUAAAGCUAAAGAAACGUGUAGAUAUUCACUGUGUUUCUUUUGACAAUGUGACAAGUCUUUGCCCAGGUAGAGGUAUGUGGUUUUGUUCACACUUAAGAGUUGCUAUAUUUUUGAGCUUACAAAUCAAGUAAGCAGAGUGGCUCAACAUGAGUAUUUCUGCCCGCUUUGGUUGAUUGCCUUGUGUGUGGUUUCAGCCUUUGGUGUUCAUUGAAGAAUUUUGUGACAUACAUACAUACAUACAUACAUACACACAGUACUCCUCAUUCAGAUUGUAUCUAUUUAUGUACUUAUUUAUUGGAAUGAUUCAAGCUAUAAUGACAGAUUGAGGCUGUAUGUGUGUGUAUGAGAGAUGCAAUGUGUGUGUGUGUUGGUGUGUGUUUAAAUCUAUGUAUAUGUGUAUAUUAUGCUGAAACAGUAAGCAGUGUUGUGGUGAUGUUCUUUAUUGUGGUUGGUGAGAGAGCAGGCUUGUCACCAGUAACCAGCAUCUCUGAGCCUCUUCAGCACACAGUGACAGCAGUCAAAGCCCACCACAGUCCCACCGCACCAAUCACAGUCUUAGUGCAGCGGAUGACUUCAUGAACAGUUCUUUCACACGACUUUAACAAUGUGAAGAUCAAGUGAUGAUGUAGCCCCGCACUGGUCCAGGUGCUACUAAUAGACUAGACCCACCUGCUGUAAAACUUUGAAUUUCCAGAACUUUGGACCUGUAAAACUCUGAUUGGCUGGAUAUAAUUUGGAAGGCUAAGAUUGGUUAGGCAUGUCUCUUUCUGAAACAGAUGGUCCUGACUUAUCAAGAAUGUUUUUUUGUUUUUUUUUGGAAUUAAUUUAUUUGUUACAACAAGUGUUGCUUAAAUCUUUAUUUUGCAUUUAAUACAUUGAAAUGAAGUGAAAUGAAGGCAAUAACUUCAGAAAAGCAAAAUUCCCGCAGCAUCAAUGAGCUGCUCUGAUAAACAAAAAGAGCUGUAAAUAAUGAUUUAUUUACCAAAAAGAGCAUAUAUGUAUGUCUUUCUUAUUUUCUUUUCAUUUCCUGUCUUGUGUGAUCUAUGAUCUCUGUGUGCUCUGUUCUGGACCCAUGCCGAGGGACACUUGUUGGACACAGACUCUUAGCAUCUCCAGAGUCUGUAGUGAGACGAGUGCCAACCUCCAUGAAGCCACAGAAUGUCUUGAGAACAACCUCCAAACCCCACUGCCUGUCUCUUCACUCUGGCCUUGUACUAUUAACUGCCUCUCUCUAAGCACUGUGUGUGUGUUUGAGUGUGUAUAUGAAACUAGUAUUUAUUUUAAUAUAUAGGGUAUUUAUUGAUAGGACUGUUCAUAUCAGUAGGCCUGUGUGAUAGUCCACAUGAGUGUAUGUGUGUAAAUGAGAGAAAGAACAAGUGUGUUUUCUGUGUGUGUGUGUGUGUGUGCAUACACGUAUUUAAUAGGGCAUGUGCUGCGCACCCUUGUGCUGUUCUGCUCUGGGGCUUUUCUCUUCCCCUGGUCUGCUAUGCUGUCUUUCUCUCUCUCUCUCUCUUUUCCUGUGAUGGAGUGGCACGCGUGACAUGCUUCAUGUGAGACUAAUAAACACUAAUGCACAGUACCGACUUCA